This is a messenger RNA of Geodia barretti, 1374 nucleotides long. Lineage: Eukaryota; Metazoa; Porifera; Demospongiae; Tetractinellida; Geodiidae. The record is from the annotation of a GenBank genome assembly.
AUGCCAUCAGCCUUCGUCAGAGCGCGCAGCCGUAACCAUCGCCUGCUCCACACCGCCAAGCGCGGCGCGGUGACGAGCGCUCCGUCGACGCUGGUUGUGGUGGGCAUGGGCACCGCGGGUGUACGCCGCUCCAUGCUAUUUGCGCAGCGGAUGUCCGAGCUAUCCGCCGCCGGCCGCAUCCAGACGGUAGUCGGGUAUGACUGCAACGAAGUCACGAUAGCCAACGUGCAGAAGACGUUGCAAAAGUCGUUCGGGGCUGCCCGUACGGGCGCCGGUACCCAGGUACUUUUCCCCAACUACGUUCCGAUGCCCAACGGUUUCAUGCGUGACCCGAAGCGGUUUCGAGAUUUCCUGGGGCCGCUGGAACGGGACAUGGACAAUAUCAUCAGCCAAGUGAUGAUGCACUCUGAGCGUUGCGGCCGGGUUCCGGAAACCAUAAUUGAGUUCAUGGGGUUUUCCGGGCACGCGGUGCUCGGCGGCAUCCUGCACCAGAAGCUGCGGAACGCGUUCCCCAACUCCGCCAUCCUGCCGGUCAUGAUGCUGCCCAAGGACCACGUAUCAGAGGAGUGGACCAAGCGGUACAUCUGGGAGCAAUACGAAGAGCUGCUGUCCGGCUCGAACUGCCUGGUCACUACGCAAUCGGAUGUCAACGCGCGUGAAGACGACGUCCGGCUGGCGACGGGACUAGCCGGCUUUGAGGUAGCAGAAUUCGGCGAAGAAAACGAUCCCUCCGUCAGCCAGUUGGGGGUAACCUUGAGGCGCCUGACACCGGCUUCGGGGGGCUGGCUCGGCAUGGCUGCGGUAAAACGCAAAAUGCCAAUCACGAAGAAGUUCGAGUGGUUGAACUUCCCGCCCUGGUGGCGCCAGUACGCCGCAGUGGGGCCGGACGACGACCUGUCCUCACUUUUGGGGAACGCAAUUUGGUCGACCCUGGAUCCGGCAGCCCAACUAGCGGAGGGGAUCAAUCAACCGCCGCACGCUCCGCAAGAGAUAGUCGUUUCGCUGCCACUGCACGGCGAUGAGCUGGAGCCCGUAGCGGCGCAGGCGGCGGAGGCCCUCGAUCACAGCAAUAUAUUCGACCGGUUCACCAACCUGGACAUUGCGUUCAACACCGCCCGCUUCACGGACGGCAUCGAGCCGGAACCAUAUAUGCACGUUACCAGGAUAUAUCCGGUGAACGGCGAAUUGCAGACGGUCACGGCGAUACUCCGGGGCGGAGGCGUGACGCUUCCACACGCCGCCGCGAUGAGGUCAGAGACGGGAUUCGGAUCGUAUUUUCACCUGCGCGACCCGGCGUACAAUCCGUUAUUGCCGCCAGGGGGUGACAAUACGGAAAUCGAAGAUAACGGACAACAGCAUGUCCGAUAUGUAUAG